UCUCAGUGGACGCUGAGGCUGGCCACGCAUUGGGUUGACUACAAAAAAAGAGAGACGUGUUAUCUGUUCUUGUUGUCGAGAUUCCUGGUUUGUCUAUUUUUAUGAUUAUUGUUGCGUGCUGCUGGUGCUUACAUACAGUGUGCAUGGUUCAAGAACGGUCAACGGUGAAGAUGGGGAAGAUUCUUUCUGAGAAACAAAACAUGCAGAGCUCUGUUGCUAGUUGUAGUUCUGUUUCAAAAUUACUCUGUUGAGAGAACAAGCGCCAUAAAUAACUAUCUGUGAGUUUAUCUCUGGUGGAGCGGGGUAAUUGACAGCCCGCUCGAUAUUUUUUGAGAUGAAGGUACUGCAACAUAUAGGAUUGCUAGCUGGAUAUUUUUCGGCUUAGCGAGCCAAUCAUAAUGCACCUUUCUUCUAGCGCAGGAACCAUUUUGUUCAAGCUAGUUUUCCCCCCAAGUCGAAUAUUAAGAGUUGAAGAUUCUCACUUUUUAGUUUCAUUGCGCCGAAGGAAGUUCCUUGUUCUUUUUAGGCAUUAUUCUUACUUUUUUGUACCUGUAACUAAUCUUUGGUGGUAUUUGAUUCUUUUCGAUCCUUGUUUGAAAGCACUUUAAUCGUGCUCGUGGUGCUUGCAUUUUUCCUUAUUGAUUCUUGGAAGAUUUAUUUUUAUAUAAUUUGCUUUCGUUCCGAGGAAGUAAAAUGUCAAAAGCUGGAGGAUCUCCUUCGCUGGUCCCGGGACCACUCCAGAUGCCCCAAAUGGCACCACUUCCGGGUAUCCAGGGUGUCAAACUUAACGUGUUGACGAGCGUCGGUGGUCAGUCACCAGCUGCAGCACCCGCAGCCAUCCCUUCUAUGCAGAAGCAGCCGCAAGCUUCCGCGCCUCCGGCUCAGUACUACUUUCUUACUCAAUUCACCAAUAGAUAAAGACAAGCCGCGUGGCUGCAUUUUCAAUUCCUCGCACUGCGCCAUAUGUAUUAGGUUCAGCUUCAGGAUGUUGUACAAUAUAAGCUAAAGAGUCAUCCUACUUGUAUUUCAUCUCAUUUUCUGGUGGGUAUCCUGCUCCUUCCUCUAGUGCAUCUGGACACCAUCAUCAAUUGCAAUACCACAUCAGGUCGCAAGGUCCCAGACAGACUGCCAUUCCGCAAUCUGUAGUCAACAGUGGCAACGAGAGACUGGCGAACCAGUGGACGAGAGCUACCAACGUUUGCACCAGCAUAGAUUCUAUGCUUGCUACUCUUGCAGGUAUGCUGCACUUAGAAUUUGAAGAAAUAUCAUCAUACGUCUUUUUUAGUUGUAUCUUUCAACUACAUCUAUUAUUUAAAGCUAUUUCAUUGGUCAUAUUAGAGGUUGGUCACUGAAAUCGAAGAGGGCCCCCUUGAGAGAACGGGGGAAAAUGAAGGGAAAGGGGAGAGCCUUGGGGGGUGUCUCUUCCGUUCAGAGUCGGUGGCCAAUGUGUGCUGCGCUUUCAAUCUAGCUUACGACUGCUAUGUAUUGCAACGUAUACUAUGAUUUGGAUCUUUUUCAGUAACAGCAUCUUCAAGAUUGAGAAUGUUUUAGAUUUUAGAAGGAGACGGAAACGCAACGACAAAAUACAGCGAUGAAAUAUUAUCAACAACUCACGACGCUCACCUCAACAGAGCUAUACGAGCAGAACUCCUACUGGAAGGAAAAGUACAUUGACUCGAAAAAGGAGCAUUUCUCCAAGUACAUGAAUUCAAGUGCCUCUGGUCUUCUAACGUCGUGUUUCCAGAGCUGGAAAGGAUACACGUUCGAGACUUUCUCAGACCGAAAAGUGGAAGGGUAUAUAGUUAAAGUCCAAGACUGCAAGGACGGCGAAGCCGUUCAUUUCUGCUGGUUUGAGCGAGAUUAUUUUUUAAGUAGACCAAAGGGGACAACGUCGGCGCGUCGGUCUUCUCUUCACUUGGGGGCUGCGCAUCCUACACGCAGCGCUGUCAUGUCACGACAGUGCUUCGCGUCCCUUCUCUUUCUCAUUCUCUUCUCUCUCUAAAGUUUUCUAUUCUCUGUUCUCUUCUCUGAUUCUCUAUUCUGUGGAUCACUAUUAUUCUCUUUUCUCCCACCCUUUCCUCCCUAGGCUUGGGCACCCACCACUUCGCAGGCAAUUCGCGGUGCUCUUGCCUCGGAACUGGGCCGUUGCCCAAAACCGCCGUAGCGGUUGCCAUUCUCGACCUUCUCGUCUCAACGUCUCUAAUUCGUAUCUAUGUUGUUCCCUUCGAAGUCCUCACUUAACACUACUGCUCACUCGCCCCGGCGGAUGUUCUCACGCUUCAAUUGACAACAUCCACUUCGCGUUCGGGGCUUGUGGGCUAGUCUGAAGUGCUGGCCUGCAGGCGUAAUCAGUUUCGCUCCAUGUUGUUCCUUCACGAUUCAUCUCGGUCAAAUAAGUAACUUGUUGCGCCCCUUAAGAUAUACGUCGACGUACCUGAUGGUAAGAGUUACGGGGGGUAAAUGCCUAGAAGCCCUAGUCUUAGUAUUGCCAGUUGUUGUUUUAAUGCAGCAUAACUGAAGCUAUAGGCGGUCAUUUGAUCAUGUCUAAACACCAGGAAACGGGAAGACAUUGACCAGUUGCACAAGGAUUGUCAAGCACUGAUGGACCGAAGAGAGGAGGCUUUGCAGAAGAAACUUGCAGCCAUGGAAGCCCGACAUGAGCAGGCGUUGUCGGAGAUGGGAGCGGUGAUCGACAAGCAGAAUCAUCAGAUUAGCAACUUCCAAUUCGAUAUAAACGACAUCAUCGAGAAAACAGACACUGCGAAGGGUAUGAUGAAACAAGUGCGGGGCGCGAUAAUGGGUACAGACUUCGUUCAUUAUUGAUGAUCAUUGGAUAACCAAAAACAAGCACCUUCAAAAUCAAGUCCAGGUUCAUGCAUGAUUACUCAUCUACUGCUCCUUUGUUCUUCUGCUCCUACUAGGUGUUCCCGAGAGCGAGUACAAGGUAUGCGAUCCCGACAGCCCCGACCCACAUGUGAAGCCCCACGCGAAUAGUUUCGACUAUACGAAGCAGACCCUGCACGACUUGCUGAACGAGGUCGAUCCGAAGUAUGUUCCUCCGGUGGGUUCGCUCUGCGUCGGUCCGCCACCAGCGCCCAUUGGCUCCCCUCUGCUGCGAAAACUCGACUACCAGGGGCACGAUAUGCUGGGUAUUACUGCAAGCAGAGGAUAGAAGACGUAGGUAGACCCUUGAUGCUCCUGUAAAAAGGCAUGAUGUUCAGGACGAGUUCUUGACCAAAAAGAAACCAUCACAAGUCUUCUGAGAAUUGUACGAAUCUUCUCUACAGAACUAGUUAUAUUUAGUUUUGUGUUGAAAUAAGCAAAAACAGGACGAGUCAAUCAAGAUGUUCUUCCAUAUCAUGCAUAUGAGGAAGGUAACCACACAAAUAUUAAAUCGCUUAUGAAUCCCUCGUAUUAUUCCCUUCAUCCAAAACCAUAAAUUCGAGCAAGCAUAAUUCACUGGGAUCUAAAUGUACAUGGGAAUAUAGCUUGGAAAAUGUGACCAAGCAUGGGAAUACAUAAAAGGCAUCAAAAAUAUUGUGCGAAACUAGAAAUUGAAGUUCAUCUUCUUGUUCUUGUUUAAUCUAGUUUGUGACUUCUAUUAAUGAAUUGUGGGAGGUUCUUGUCGUAAAUGUAUAGUUUUAUUGGGUGAAAGAUUAUGGAUAUGGAGUCAAUUCUUAAACAUCAAAGUCCAGAACGAUCAGAAACGAACACCAUCUGUCAUCCGUAGAAGCAGAAUGCACAGUCGUGAAUACUGAAUAUUGUAGAAGUGAGCAGCUAACAAAUUUUUUGGAUGUGAAAAAUGGGUAUUAAGAAUUAUUUUUGUGGGUCAACUUCAACGUCACUUGAUCAGCAGGACCACUCUGGGG
This is a messenger RNA of Amoebophrya sp. A25, 3869 nucleotides long. Lineage: Eukaryota; Dinophyceae; Syndiniales; Amoebophryaceae. The record is from the annotation of a GenBank genome assembly.